CAAUGUUUGACAAGAGUCCAGCCACUGCUGAACAUCCAAGACUGUGCUUCUGUUUUUUUUUUUUCCUCGUACGGGGCCACCCAUCUCCCGAUAAAAGACAGAUCCAGCUCCCUUUAGGAGCUGCAUUGCAGCUUUUGGUCCUUCCCCUGUCUCGUCGCUGUUUAUCAGCUGACGUCCGAUCUAUAGCGCGUGUACGUCGCUCCCCGUGAAUAAAUACGCUGACGCCUGUGGCUGCUCUUUUGCCGUCUUUCAAGUCGACCGGCUUUUGGCAAACGCAGAACACGGUCGCCGCUUAUGUGGCGUGCUAUUCGUCAGCUUUUCACCUCCAGUUGAGGCUGGCUGGCCGUAUGCAUGUCUCUGAAAGAGAGAGAGAGAGAGCGAGAGAUGUGUCUGUAGCACAUUCUUGGUGCCUGGGCACCUGUAGCCAGAGCUAAUGCCUUCCUCUCACUAGAGGUGAAUGAUUGUUUUGGAAUUCUGUAGAGAGAGAGAGAGAGAGAGAGAGAUAGUGGGGCACAGAGCAGAGGGGGACAGAGGCAGCCGAGAGCUCUCUGCAUUCCUGUUCUGCCCCAGCACCAAGCUAUGGUAAAGUGUUCCCUGUUUUUGUUUGCUUGUUUUCUGUUUAUUGGGUCCGACGGGAAUAUUUGAUGGCUGGUCUGUGGAAAAGGGGAUAGAACUGGAAGCGGCAGGACCCCUGGGACACAAAGUGCUCUUUCAUAGCAGCAGUAUAUCCAGGAUCCUACCCUUGAAGACCAUGUUGGUAUCUUCUAUCAUCGCUCCAGCCCCGGCGGCAGCUCUGUCUCCUCAGAACCUCUAGUGGCCGUUUUCUGUACUGUGGUGGCCUUUUCAAGCGGACAGACAUUGUGCUUCAGCGGCCCCCGGUGAUUCCUGACAGGAUCUACUACUUGCUUUUUGACCAGCCCCCCUCCCUCCCCAACCCUUCCUUCACCCCAGUGCAGCCAGGGGCCGAUGGAUUAAGCUGCUUGGCUCGCCUGCACCGUUGCCGAGAACUCAGACCUCUUGUAAAACAAGCCUGGGCAGGGCAGCUGCUUUCCGCUUGCAUUUUUUAAGUGCCUGCAGAGAAUCCCAGAAAGUGCAUUUGUUAAGAAAAAGUUUUAAUUAGUUCCGUUUUUUUUUUUUUCUCAACGAAGGACUGAUUUAUUUUUUUUCUUCCUGCCCUUCCAGGAAUGCUAUUUUGUUUUGUAAACAACUUGAGAAGUUCCCUAAAAGCAAGUUGCGGUAACUCGAGGCUUAGUUCGGAUACCGGAGGCUGCGUUUCGAAAAGGGCACUGAGGCGCACCUAAAAUUGGGGGAAGGUGUGUAGGUGAGACUCGGAAACACAUUUAGUAGAAGACAUCUGUCAUGGGAUUCUGAGGGUGAAAGGAUCGUGGUUCAUUUUGGAAUGUAUGCCUUUGAAUGACUCUGAGAAGAGCCAGAAGCUGUGUAUGUAUAUCUUGUGGGUCUUUUUGUUUUUUUUUUUUUCUGCCUGGUUAAAACCAUGCUGGUACUGAGUGGUGGACCUACAGACAUUAGCUCCCAUGGUCUUGAUGCUCUGCAUAGAGACCGAACGGCAUACCGAGUAAUCCCUAACAGGACGGAGCGAGGCAGCCUGUGUGGGGCGGGGCCUACCUCUGAUCAUUACCACCCUGCAGCCCAGGGCUCGGCGUCUUCUGAGAACCAGCCAGGAGAAGACGAGGGAGAGCCUGGAGAGAGCCUUGGGCAGGGGCGGACCUCUCCGGCACUCCCUGGUAGUCCCACUCCAAGCUGCAGAGGCGGGACUGAGAGGGAGCCGGGGAAAAUGAGGAUGGACCGGUUGCUCGGGAAGCUCAGUAAUAGCUGCACAGUGAAACACUCUCAGGCAGUCUGGAAGCGAGCAGCAGAAGCUCCAGCACUCCAGCAGCUCGGGGAACUGGAGGAGGAGGUUAAUGCUUUGAGUCCCGGCGCUGCCGUCCCUCAGGAAGAUGGCUCUCUGCGCUGUGGCCCCCCUCCACCGGUGGUGUUGCGAAGACCCCCUCGGGAGCGUCAUGCCGGCACCCGAAGGGUGGUGAGCAUGUAUGGCUUCCAGGACAAGUCAGAACCAGCCGUGCGGAGCACUCAGGACCAGGGGAGGAGGCCCAGGAGUGUGUGUCUGCUGCCAGGGCUUGGCGGGGAUUCCCUUGCGGAUGGCCUACAGCAACAGAGGACCAGGAAUGCAGAGAUCAGGGCCAGCAAUGAUUUGAAGGUGGAGUCUCCCCCACAGUCACCUCCGGUGGUGCAACCCAGGUCCCGACAGCAGGUCCGGAAACCACGACCCGUCAGCAUGACUGUGCUGGAACUCAAGAAGUUCGACCGACAUGAUAACUUUGGCCGUGAUGGUGGCGGCUCCGGAUUUACCCGCACCUCCAGCGACGGCACCGGCCUACUCAAGGGGGGCUUUCGCUGGAGGUUCUUUGGCAGGCCGGCUCGUGAUACCGACACCUUCUCUCGUGAGGGAAGUAAGCCGGAUGGCUCUCGGCGCUCAUUCGCAUCCCUCCGCCGAACCCUCAGCUUUCGCAUCCGGAAAGGCCGUGACCACGACGACCAGGGCGAGCUUGCUCAGGCUAAAAACGACGGGCAUUACACUUCUGCCCGUCCGUUCUCCUACCUCACGGGCAGAACUUUGUCGGUCAGGCAGAUUCAUGAGGAGGAUGCUGGGAUACGGCAUUUGGAGUACCAGAGCAAGGGAAAGGGCAAAGUGAUGGAGGUUCCCAUGUUGUCGUCUAAGCUCCCUCGACCCAUUCAGGAAGAGCCUAGCUUUUGGCAGCUGAUUAUUGCACGCUUUAAGAAAAAACAACCAACACCUGAACUCGCUUCUCAAAGCCAGGAACUUGGCAUAGAUCCUUCAAAUACAAAGCCACUGACUGAUACCACAGAAACUCCCCCUAGUGUGAAAACCGAAGGUCAAGACUCCUUCGUCAACAGCCAGGAGUGGACGCUGAGUCGAUCGGUGCCAGAACUCAAAGUGGGCAUUGUGGGUAACCUCUCCAGUGGGAAGUCGGCCUUGGUGCACCGGUACCUGACAGGCACCUAUGUCCAGGAGGAGUCCCCAGAAGGAGGACGGUUCAAGAAGGAGAUUGUCGUGGAUGGACAGAGCUACCUGCUCCUCAUAAGAGAUGAAGGUGGACCUCCUGAGCUACAGUUUGCAGCCUGGGUGGACGCUGUGGUCUUCGUCUUCAGCCUGGAGGAUGAGAUCAGCUUUCAGACGGUUUACAACUACUUCCUGCGGCUGUCCAGCUACAGGAACACAGCUGACGUGCCUAUGGUCCUGGUGGGCACACAAGAUGCCAUCAGCGCUACAAACCCCAGGGUCAUUGAUGACUCGCGGGCCCGGAAGCUCUCCAACGACCUGAAGCGCUCCACGUAUUACGAGACCUGCUCGACCUACGGCCUCAAUGUGGAAAGAGUCUUUCAGGACGUGGCCCAGAAGGUUGUGGCCCUGAGGAAAAAACAGCAGCUAUCGAUCGGACCCUGCAAGUCGCUGCCCAACUCCCCAAGUCAUUCGUCCGUCCCUGCGGCCUCCAUCCCAGCUGUGCACAUUAAUCAGGCAGCAAAUGGCGGGGGUGCAUUCAACGACUACUCCUCCUCCGUCCCCUCCACCCCUAGCAUCAGCCAACGCAUCGAGACAGUGGCCGCAUCCAACACGCCCACGCCCAUCCGCAAGCAGUCCAAACGCCGCUCCAACAUCUUCACAUCGCGGAAAGCCAGCGAGCAGGCAAAGAGCGUUGACUGUAAAACUGACAGCAUAGGCAGUGGGAGGGCGAUACCAAUAAAGCAGGGAAUCCUGCUGAAACGGAGCGGCAAGUCGCUCAACAAGGAGUGGAAGAAGAAGUAUGUGACCCUGUGUGACAACGGCCUGCUGACGUACCACCCGAGCCUGCAUGACUACAUGCAAAACGUGCACGGCAAGGAGAUCGACCUGCUGAGAACCACGGUCAAAGUUCCCGGGAAGAGGCCCCCCAGGGCGGUGGCCACGGUCGCCCCGACCGCCAGCCCGAAGACCAAUGGGCUGAGCAAGGACCGAAGCACCCUGCAGCUGGGCACGGCAGGUGCCCCCCACUCAAAUAGCAGCACCUCCCUGCAGUCGGACCGCUCCGCCAGCGGCAUGAACCUGGUCGGCUUCGGCAGCAAGCCGGACGGUCUGCACCAGCGCUCCUUCUCCGUGUCCAGUGCCGACCAGUGGAGCGAGGCGGCCGGCAGCACUGGAGCCACUAACGGCCCCGCCGAGUCCUUGAGCACCAGUCCGAAUGUGUCCAGCGCCACCAGCCCCAAACUGGAACCGCCACCGUCGCCGCACGCCAACCGCAAGAAACACCGACGGAAAAAGAGCACGGGGAUCACCAAACCCGACGGCCCGUCUGCCGGCAACGAAGGUGGGGUGGCGCAGUGCACCGCCUUCCGGGAGAUGCGCACGCUGAUUGGCUGUGAAGCUGUCAAUCAUCGGCCACCAACUUUUGACGGCCGCCCCGCCUGCUUUCCCGCAGAUCCCGACUGGGCCAGCCUCAACCUAGGUGCGCUCAUUUGCAUCGAGUGCUCGGGCAUCCACCGUAACCUGGGUACGCACCUGUCCCGCGUGCGCUCGCUGGACCUGGACGACUGGCCCGUGGAGCUCAGCAUGGUGAUGACGGCCAUCGGCAACGCUAUGGCCAACGGCGUGUGGGAGGGCGCGCUGGACAACUACACCAAGCCGGGGGUCGACAGCAGCAGGGAGGAGAAGGAGCGCUGGAUCCGGGCGAAGUACGAGCAGAAGCUGUUCCUGCUCCCGCUGCCGCCGUCGGACGUGCCGCUGGGCCAGCAGCUCCUGCGCGCCGUGGUGGAGGACGACCUCCGCGUGGUGGUGCUCCUCCUGGCUCACGGCUCCAAGGAGGAGGUCAACGAGACGUACGGAGACGGCGACGGCCGCACCGCCCUGCACCUGGCCUGCGCCAUGGCCAACGUGGUGGUCACGCAGCUGCUCGUCUGGUACGGCGUGGACGUGAAAAGCCGCGACGCCCGGGGGAUGACGCCGCUGGCCUAUGCGCGACGGUCGGGCAGCCAGGAGUGUGCCGAGAUCCUGCUCCAGCACGGCUGCCCCAACGACAGCAGCACGCUGGUGCCCACGCCCACCGCUGCCCGCCGCGGCACCAACCCCAACGCCAACAACAAUAACGCCCAGGGCGAGCUGAGCCGCAGCGCCAGCGCCAUCUAGUGGCGGGGAGGACUGACUGCCUCCAUGUGCAUCUCCAUUUGCUUCUCCUGUAGCCCUCACCCUCAAUGCCAACAACGACUUCACCUGAGUGACCCGGGGCCUCCAGUGGCCACAGGAAGAGAAGGAUGAUCCAGUACAUGCCCAUGUAUAGUCUCUAUAUAGCCAUGAAAGAACACUUUGCAAGGAUUUUUUUCUUAUGGUGGGUGGGAGGUUCUUUUAACCUACUAACAGGAAUCUAGUGCGGGAGCCUCGGAGCGGAGCAGCGUCCAUAGGGGAGCCGUCUGCAGUGGCACCGACUUCUGCACAUUUUUGGAAAUUACCGCAGCUUUGGAAAUAAUGUGGUUGUCUUUGGUGUGGAUCUUAUUAUUAUGGUUAUUAUAAUACUUAUAAUUAUUGUUAAAAUUAGCGAGUUUCACUGUAGAGUUUUUGAAUUGUUUGGUCUUUUCCAACAGGUUUCCAUUGGAUUUUCUUUAAUGAAACUGGAAUCUUGCCAGUUUCAUACUAAAAGUUGGCAUUUCAGUUUUAUGGCCUAAAAAUCGGAGGCUUCGAAAAAUCACAACAAAAACGUCAGGAAAAACAAACAAAUACAUUUAACCUGAUUCAAUCAAACUGUUAUGCCCUUUGACCCAGACUUUUGGCAUAUCAGAUAAAAGUGUAAUGAUUGCUAAGACCACAGAUGUAAGGGAAAAAUUUGAGCUUAAAAUCAACGUAGCACGUACAGAUAAGAACCAUUACACCAAAGUUAGAAGCAGAGGGCUUGAUGGGCUUGAGUUAUUUUCUGAAGUUUUGCUGCAGAAGAUGGUCUCCCCCCUGGUCAGUCCUGGGAGACAAAUGGAUAGAUUCACCCCAUUUGGCCGCGGAGGGAGUUUUAGUCGAGCAGCUGCCGGUCAGUUCUCGUUCGAUCACAUGCUUCCCCCCCCCCGUUGAGAUUCCUUAAUUAUCGAUUCCUGCCUUCAGAACCCAGCCUCUUCCCAUAAGGCUUUGCUGCUGUGACACGGAGCCACCCUCUGUGGCAGAUGCGUGUCCCCACCGCGAUACAGGGGAGCCGACCGAUAUCUCCAUGUCAGGUGCCCAGGCCUCCUACUGUGCUGUGUGGUGUGACGUGCAGGUACAGGGGACAGGGACCGGACCUCCUUGUCCUGCUCGUGGCCCCCGAUUACACACCUUUUCCUCUCUCAGGCGUACCUCCUCCUCUUGUAGCCUUAAUGACCCUCCUCUGCUCCUCAGUGGAGGAGCUGCAAACCUUGAGCUUGUGUUAUCUUGGGGGAAGACCCCCCCCCCCCACCCUCCCGCCCAGCGUUUGGAGUCCCCAUUGCAGCAGCUGCCAGACGAUGGGUGGGGGAUGGGGGGCAUUUAUUUAUUUGUUUCAAGUCGUUGGCAGUGCCCUUUGUUAUUGGCACGCAUUGAGGUUGGUGUGUAACAGCCCCUGCUGGUUCAAAGGGGGGGGGGGAAAAAUGACUAAGUUGUAUGGAAUGGUGGUGGCAAAGGACAGUGUUUGUUCCUGGUUCUUUACAAGAAGUGAGGCCUCUUUGACUCCCACCCAAAUGGCAGCACAUGAUUGGCAGAUCAGCUUCCGGGGCCUGGCCCCGUUCUCUUGGCUCUUGGACGGGUAUCUGUACCCUCUGCAUUCCUGAACCAUUAGUUACAACAUCGUUGGGACUGAUGCCUUUCAGUAGCUGGAUUUUAAACUUGUUUGCCGGCUAUUGCUAAUAUAACAAGCCAUCCUUUCCAACCGUUUUUCUUUUCAUGUUCGUGUUCUCGGUUUUCGAAGGCUUGCGACCAAGGGCUGCACGGGGACACUCUCCUCUCCUGUGAAUGACGUCGCUGUCGUUGUCCUAGCAGCGCCGCCUUGAGUAUGAAAGGGUUUAGUUUCUACGGCAUAGUUUAGUUUCUGCGUCAUUGCUGACAAUUGACUGAUGGCGCCGGAUUUCCAAUGGCGUUUUGUUUGGUGCAUUUUUGAAGCGCGAUUAAAAUUGCCUUUGCUCUGCUGCUUGUUUGACCCUAAAAUCACGGCUGUUGUUUUCGUCGCUCGUCUCCUGCUCCAUAGUCAUACAGUCCUGGAUCAAGUUGUUCUUCAGCGCUGCUCUGAGAUCAGUCCGCUUUGUGCUAGCUUGGAGCUGUUUAGCGUAUUCCCCGUUUUUGGCUUUCUGAUUGGCGGAAUCCUCUCUGCCACUGUGGUACCUGGAAGCCCCCCCCCCCCCCCCCCCCCCGCCCAACC
Messenger RNA from Paramormyrops kingsleyae, 7418 nucleotides. Lineage: Eukaryota; Metazoa; Chordata; Actinopteri; Osteoglossiformes; Mormyridae. The record is from RefSeq and is a predicted model, not a curated record.